AUGGUACAGGAGCCACGCACCUACGUGAUCCCUGACGGUUCAACGUUGUAUCAAUCACUUUACUAUGGUUACGCAUAUUUUUGGAAACCAGGCAAAAGGCAGGAUGAGGGACAGUCCAGUGAGUGUCAAGAUGAAGGACAGUCCAGUGAGUGUCAAGAUGAAGGACAGUCCAGUGAGUGUCAAGAUGAAGGACUGUCCAGUGAGUGUCAAGAUGAGGGACAGUCCAGUGAGUGUCAGGAUGAGGGGCAGUGCAGUGAGUGUCAGGAUGGGGGACAGUCCAGAAAGUGUCAGGAUGAGGGACAGUCCGGUGAGUGUCAAGAUGAGGGACUGUCCAGUGAGUGUCAGGAUAGGGAACAGCCCAGUGAGUGUCAGGAUAUGGAACAGCAGAGUGAGUGUCAGGAUGAGGGACAGUCCAGUGAGUGUCAGGAUGAGGGACAGUCCAGUGAGUGUCAGGAUGAGGGACAGUCCAAUGUCACGAUGAGGGACAGUCCAGUGAGUGUCAAGAUGGGGGACUGUCCAGAAAGCAUCAGGAUUCGGAACAGCAGAGUGAGGGUCAGGAUGAGGGAGAGUCCAUCCAGUGAGUGCCAGGAUGAGGGACUGUCCAGUGAGCAUCAGGAUGAGGGUCCGUCCAGUGAGUGUCAGGAUGAGGGACAGUCCAGAAAGUGUCAUGAUCCGGAACAGCUCAGUGAGUGUCUGGAUGAGGGAGAAUCCAGUGAGUGUCAAGAUGAGGGAGAGUCCAGUGAGUGUCAGGAUGAGGGAGAGUCCAGUGAGUGUCAGGAUGAGGGACAGUCCAGUGAUUGUCAGGAUGAGGGGCAGUCCAGUGAGUGUCAGGAUGAGAGACAGUCCAGUGAGUGUCAGGAUGAGGGAGAGUCCAGUGAGUGUCAGGAUGAGGGAGAGUCCAGUGAGUGUCAGGAUGAGGGACUGUCCAGAAAGUGUCAUGAUACGGAACAGCUCAGUGAGUGUCUGGAUGAGGGAGAAUCCAGUGAGUGUCAAGAUGAGGGAGAGUCCAGUGGGUGUCAGGAUGAGGGAGAGUCCAGUGAGUGUCAGGAUGAGGGACAGUCCAGUGAUUGUCAGGAUGAGGGGCAGUCCAGUGAGUGUCAGGAUGAGAGACAGUCUAGUGAGUGUCACAAUGAGACACAGUCCAGUGAGUGUCAGGAUGAGAGACAGUCUAGUGAGUGUCAGGAUGAGGGAUAG
Liolophura sinensis is the source of this 1194-nucleotide messenger RNA. Its product is annotated as cyclic nucleotide-gated cation channel beta-1-like. The transcript is spliced from 3 exons. The record is from RefSeq and is a predicted model, not a curated record. The coding region runs from base 1 to 1194 and encodes 397 amino acids. NCBI's taxonomy places the organism in Eukaryota, Metazoa, Mollusca, Polyplacophora, Chitonida, Chitonidae.